Porites lobata is the source of this 3109-nucleotide messenger RNA. The record is from the annotation of a GenBank genome assembly. Lineage: Eukaryota; Metazoa; Cnidaria; Anthozoa; Scleractinia; Poritidae.
UAUAGCGAUUGAAUAUUAGAAUCGGCGAAGGACAAGAUUGUCAAAGAAUUUUCCCGGAGAGACGCUGUUCCAAAUAUAUAUUUCCUCCCAUUUGAACAACAAAAAUGCUUUUAGGAACGCUUCAAAUCUGCAACGAAGAGCUUAGGGCGGAAGAGAUCAAGGAAAUUUGCGAUUCUCUCAACGACAACAGCAUUCGAAGCCUCUCUCUUCGAGGUUGCAAAGUUCAUGAUGACGAUUUUAAGAAACUGAUGGAGAGUUUGAAGGAAUGUGAAUCGUUAGCUCAACUCAAUUUAAACCUCGGUGUAUGCAAUGGAAGGCAUAGGAUAAAGUGGCUCUCUGAAGCUUUGGCUGUCAAUAAAUGCCUCAGUUCAUUGUUGUAAGUAUUUAUAAAAAGAUAUGACACUUAGCUCUUGACCUGUAUAUAUAGCAUUUGUCUUCUUUUAAUUACCAAAUGUUCAUGUUUGUACAGUGAAACCUGUAUUAAGCGGACGCCCUCAGGGAAUGCUGUAGUGUCCCCUUAAUGCAGGGUGUCCGCCUAAUACAGGUUUCAAUAGAUAACGUCAUAUGAGGUGUCAAAUGCCAUUCAAAUGAACAGUAGAAACGUUUAGAAUACUCCUAUGAUGAGACUAUGAUGAUAUAUGUUGGCAAUAAUUUCUUUAUCAAAGUGGACUAAUUGAUCACAGUACCAUAAACAUAGAUUGCAGCUCAAAUUUGAAGAAAUCAGAUGAGUGAAACAAGCUCUGUACAAAUAAAAUGAAAUAGAAAACAAUACUGUACUGUGAAACUAAUCAAAUAAGUUUGUCAAGUCACGUUUUUUAAUGUAAAAUCGAAAAAUUUGUGUGUGGCAAUUCGAGGCAAUCUUUCGAAUUUCUGGUGUCUGGCAUGUUGGGUGGUGGAAUUUAAUAAUUAUUAUUACAAGUGUCCGUUUAAUACAGGUUGGCAACAAAAUAGAAAUGACCAUUUUAGGUACUUUUUAGGUGUCCGCAUCUGCUUAAUAGAGGUGUCCGCUUAAAAAAUGUUUCAUUUUAAGUAAAUAAGGGAAAUAAAUUUGGGGGCCUUGGCUACCGUCCACUUAAUAGAGGGUGUCCGCUUAAUACAGGUUUCACUGUAGUUGGUAAAAUGCCGUUAACAACUAGGACAAUUAGGUAAAAUUGGGCUUUGGCCUUUUGUGGGUACCCAGCUCUCGCUUAUACAGCUAUUUCAAGAACGGUCGUCGGAAAAAGUGCAUGAGACAAAGGCAAAGGCAUUGUGGGUAGUUUUAAGUUGACUAUUCCUCACAGAAAUUUAAAAGAAUGGCACAAGAGGUCAUGGGCGUAUCUUUAUGAGUGCUAAAGGAAAGUAAGAAAAGUAGGUUCGACAGUUACAAUGUCAGGAACAGUGUAUUGAUCAUAAUCCCAUAUUACCUUUCGGGAUUGUCGCAUGCACUUUUUUCCGACAACCUUUCCCGAAAUAGCUGUAGAUGUUAUAGUUAAUUUAUUUUAUUUCAGGUAAUUUUUGUUUUGCUUUUGUUUUUGGGUAUGUUUGUAUAAUAUGCUAAUGAACUUGAGUCAAAGGAAAAGUAUAAAUUACUUGAGAUAAAAAAUUUACUACAACAUAUUUAUUAGGCUGCGUCAUUCACACAUGUACAGUACCAGAUGAACUUUCGACUGUUUGAAAAUUGGAGUGUUUAAAUUUUCUGUUCGCGUGGAACCACCCUAACCAUGCAAAACUUUAGAUGCCUAGCUGUUCAAAUAUUUUAGUGCAAAGAUGAGGUCAAAUCCAAAUUUUUGAACAGCAAAGGCACAGGGUGCUUAGUUACUCAGUGGGUAGAGGGCAUUUUGGAUUUGCCAACGUAGUGCUUUAGGCAUGGGCAGAUUGUAAAACUACUGACAAAUCUGCUUCGUCAGUUAUGUCUUCCUCAAUAACUGAGGAAAAGUACCAAAUACUAUUAUUGUUACUUUCAUAGAGAUAAAGGGGUGCAAGAGCCAAAGGUCCAAACAGCCAGAGCUUAUCCCUGUUUCAUUAGCAUGAAGCACCUAGGAGUAUUACUACUCCCCCUGGACGGGAUGCUAGUCCAUCGCAGGGUUACCCCCCAGCAGUAUGUCACCCGUACCCAUUUAUACACCUGGGUGAAGAGAGACAAAGUGGAGUAAAGUUCCCUGUCUAAGGAAACAACGUGACGGGCGAGGCUUGAACCCUGGACCUCCAGAUCUGGAGUUCCAUGGUGUUAACCACUCAGCCACACAUGCCUCCUUCAUGCUAAGUGCAAAUUAAGUGUGUAUCUUAAGACCAAAAGAGUUGUUCCAGUUGUCGGGUAUAAUAAACAUAAUUAAGAAACAAGCACCCAUAUGACUUCUAGUGAGCUGCUAGAUUCUCCUUCCAAAUUGCCUUUUAAUUGCUCAUGAAACAAUUAUGGGGAAUUUGAUAGUGCAUCCAAAGUCAUGAUAAGGCCUUAUUCCUUGCACCCCUCCAAACUAUAAUGAGCUCCAGUCAGUGGUCUUCAGUGUAUGCUUAACGAAAGCUGAUCUUGAAUAUUUCAAAAAAAUUUUGUUGUAGCUUACAUGGUACAUCUCUUGGUGAUGAAGGUCUGGAAUGCCUUAUGCCUGCACUACAAGCCCAUCCUAAACUCCAAUCAUUGGACUUUGGUGAUUGUCAGUUAGGAGAUGAGGGCAUAAGACAAAUAUGCACACUCCUUCCUCCAAGUGAAGGAAGACAAGGUUUACUGGACCUCACACUGUCAGCUAACCCAAGUAUUUCACCCCAGGGCUGGACGCAGCUUGCUAUUGCCAUAGCUGCCAAUUCACAGCUGUGCUUCCUUUACCUUGACUACAACAACAUUGGCGAUAAUGAAGCUCGUGUGCUUUCAGUUGCACUGGCAGCCAGUUCAACAUUAGAAAGAGUCGACUUGGAGGGUUGCAACAUCGGUGAAAAAGGUGGAGAAAUGUUUUUCACCGUCCUUGCUAAUUAUCCAACAAGAAUGGUGGAACUUGUUUUGACAGAAACUGGCGUAAGUGCUGACUUAAUUGGUCAAAUUAAUGACUGUUUAAACCAAAAAAUGCAAGACUCUGAGGAACAAGAGAGUUUGGACAAAUCUGCUGAAGGGGAAGAAAAGAGCAAGGAUGCAGCAUAA